AUGGGUUUUAGAUUGAUUCAGUUUAACUUACUUUUGUCUUUGGGCAGGUUUAAUUCACGUGUACUUGCAAGUGGUACAGAAAACUACAAAUGGGGUAAUGAGACUUCUCGGAAGAGACGAGUAAUUGGUCAAGUGGAAGGUGACAACAAUGGGGCUAAAUGA
Messenger RNA from Arabis nemorensis, 162 nucleotides. The record is from the annotation of a GenBank genome assembly. Lineage: Eukaryota; Viridiplantae; Streptophyta; Magnoliopsida; Brassicales; Brassicaceae.